Messenger RNA from Symbiodinium sp. CCMP2456, 492 nucleotides. The record is from the annotation of a GenBank genome assembly. Lineage: Eukaryota; Dinophyceae; Suessiales; Symbiodiniaceae.
AUGGCUGGAGCAUACAGUGAGAUACAGGGUUAUUGGCUUCGGAGGCCGAGCGCUGAUGGCAGGUGGAGCUGCCAACGUCAAGCUACGAGCUUGACUAGGCACGUCUUCCAGCUGCUUCGCGCGGAGCCGCCUGAGACGAACGUGCAACCAGCUCUAGCUGCGGCCUGGGCAGCGGAGCUCGAGGAGGGCUCUCGGCGGCGAUCGGCACGCCAGGAUGUGGAUCCACCGUCACCUCUCAAACCCCUCGAGGAACAAAAGAGGCGCCAGCCUGAGACAAAACGGAGGAAGGUCGUCGUCGCCGCCGGACGUUCCUGUUCCCACUGCAAGGCGCUCAAGCUCUCCGAGAAAGACUUUCGCGCGUUGGUGGACUACGUGGCCGACCUGUUGGAGGCGCAGGGGGAGCUCAGUGUCCAGGCUCCUGAGGUUUUCUGGGCUCCGGGAUGCGGACUUCCUGCCACCUGUGCCGGAGUCAGCACCCGCGUCGUCGUGUGA